UUAUGAUUUGUACUCAUAUAUAUAUAUAUAGUUCAUUAUUAUUAUUAUUUUUUGCUCAUUCAUGUUUUGUGUGUGCAUAUGUGUGUUCAGAAUUAUACUCCACAUUCAUUCAUGUUUUUGUAUUUAGAAUUAUAUUCCAAGUUGUUGAUAGUUGGACUGAGUCACCCUUGUUACAUGUAUCCGGUGUGACUUUAAUGAAUAUCGAUUCUGUUAUGAGUCUUUCUUUCCAUUUGUUCAUGUUUGUUUUUAGAAUACACACAUUUUCCCAAUCGCUAUUGUGGUUUUUGUCCUAUGCAUGUGCAACCUGAAGACAUCAUACCUGUAAUUGAAACAGCACUCGAAGGAUAUGACAAGCAAAAAGCUGAACUGGUACGAGCACAAUGUGCACUUACCUUAAAAAAGCAAAAAGCAGAAAAACCAAACAUAACGAAGGAGGAACUAAAAGCACUUCAAGACAUAAAAGCAGACAAAUCCAUUGCCAUUACUCAAGCAGACAAAGGCAACACAACAGUAUUACUAAACAAAACAACAUAUAAUGAAAAGAUGAAUGAACAUCUACAAUCUGGACCCUAUACCAUAAUGACUAAAUCAGCUGAAACAAUCAUCAACAAAACAAUGAAAGAAACAGCAAAUGUAGUUAGACAAAUGAAAGAAGUAAUUGGUAAGUCAAAAUGGUUUGAAAUUAUGCCAAAAUCCUGUAAUGUACCUAGGAUAUAUGGUAAGAUAAAAUUGCAUAAAGAGGGAUAUCCAAUAAGACCGAUUGUAGACUUCAGAAACACACCAACGUAUAUGCUAUCCAGAUUUCUCUCGACAAUACUAAGACCAACAAGAGACAACUCAAAAGCUACAAUAGUAGAUUCAUUUGAAUUAGUGAGGCGAAUAAAAACCACUAAAAUAGAGGAGGAAGAAAUACUAGUUAGCUUUGACGUAAACAGUCUUUAUACGAAAAUACCCAUUCAAAUGGCCAUGAUUGCACUGAAAGAGAAACUAAAUGAAGAUAAAGGCCUGAAAGACAGAACACAGUUAUCCGUAGAAGAAAUAAUAAAAGGGGUAGAAUUCUGUCUGACAACAACAUAUUUCACAUUCGAAGGAAAAAUAUACCAACAAAAUGAGGGAGAAGCUAUGGGAUCACCUAUCUCACCAAUUAUAGCUGAUAUAUUCAUGGAUUAUUGGGAGGAAAAUGCCCUUAAACCAUUCAGAUCAUCAUUAAAAUGUUGGUGGAGAUAUGUAGACGACAUACUAGUAAUAGUGGAAAAAAACGAUACUGAGAAACUUUUCUCACACAUAAACAGACACGUUGACUCAAUAAAAUUCACUAUGGAAUUAGAGAAUGAAAUUGGAGAACUGCCCAUGUUAGGCUGCAAACUACAAAGAAUGACAGAUGGUAGCAUAAAAACAACGAUAUAUAGAAAAGCCACACAUUCUGGAAGAUUCCUUGAUUAUUACUCAGCUCAUCCACUCUCGGUAAAAUGAGGAUUAAUACAAGGUCUUGCAGAUAAAAUACGUAGGCUUACAACAGCACCAGAGGACCAGCGUAAAGAAAUAAAAGUCCUAU
Trichobilharzia regenti is the source of this 1555-nucleotide messenger RNA. Lineage: Eukaryota; Metazoa; Platyhelminthes; Trematoda; Strigeidida; Schistosomatidae. The record is from the annotation of a GenBank genome assembly.